UUUGACCGUAGCAAUAGACGAUGCGCAAUCUCAGAUUGCGCAUAUAUUUAUCUGUCAAACGGGUCGAUUUGAUAUAUUUAUCUGUCAAAAAAAAUUUAUAUAUCUCGGACAUAUAAAUCUCGAAAAUUUAUGCGCAAUCUUAGCGCAAUCUUGAAAUAAUAAGUUUGUUUACAUAUAGCGGUAGGUAUUGAAACGAAUAAAUAUGAGAUGAUGCGUUGAUUUUUGAACCAAAAAUCUAAUUAUGUUUUGAUUUCAGCCAUGGAGAACGAAUUGUCGAACGUGCCGAAUCGCCGGAAUUAUGAAAAAUUGGUAAAUAUAUAAUCAUUCUGUUUUUGCUACCGGUGUUUUUGUAGUGGAAGCAAUUCUUGGGUGUAUUUUUGUAAAUUUAUUUUUACUCGUAUUUUAUUUAAAUCGUAUAUGUUCAGUGUUUGUGAUUUGUGUAUGCGGUAGAAAUUUAGAAAUAUGGGCAACGAUUGAAUUAUUGUUCAAUUUUGAUUAUUUUACGGCUUGGAAAAAACAUAACCUCUGCUGCUUCUCCAGCUACCGGCGAUUUUUUUAAAACGACAGUUGCUUUGGAGUUUGUGAAAAAUUUGUAAAAAUUAUAGAUUGUAAAAAUUUUAAAUUGUAAAAAUUGUAGAUUGUAAAAAAGUUUAAAUUGUAAAAAUUGUAAAUUGUACUAAUUUUAUGUACCUAGCUAGCCUUUAUUUUUGCAGGAAUAUACCAUUGAACUGAAAUGUUUUAUUUGUACAUUGCAGCUCUUUGAGAAAUGACCUGGCUGUACCACGGAAUGUUGUGUUUCUUAUUAGUCCGCAUACACUAAUAAUGAUUUGGAAUCCUGGAAUCUAGGUUAUGCGGUUUUGGUCUUCUUCCAACAGGAUAUAUUUCAUCUGAUCCGGAAAAUCAACUAUUCCUUCUGGCCCUGUUUUCCUGCACCAUUUUUGCUGCAACCUCUACCCCAACUGCUACAAUGGAAGCUAUUGCUGUUGCCGCUGCGAUAAAAAAAAGUUUCUUAUUUUUACAGUAACGUUUAUGUGUAUUUUAAUAUUUUAUAUUACAGCUCUUUCGAGGUUGAGGACUGAUAAUGGAAGAAAACUGCUGCAUCUUCCGGGCCAUCAACAUAAUAACGGGGUCAUGCGGAUGGUGAAUGAUAAGUAAUUGAGUCGAGAUUAAUAGUUUUUUAUUAUUGAUUUGCUUCCAGAACGUUGAGCCAAGCCUUCGGCUAAUUGCCGAGGUGGAACGACGGCCUGCUUUAUGGCAAAAGCGGUCGGAGUUUUACAAAAACGGAAUUCGGCGUAGGGAUGCGUGGACCGAGAUUGGUAGAAUCUUGGAACUUACCGUCGAAGAGGCCAGUUAUCAGUGGAGGAAGCUGCUGACCAGCUACCGGACGUAUAAGUCCAAGCUGCGUAAAAGUCAGCAAAGCGGAGCAGGUACUCAUCAAAUUUAAAAUAAUAUGAAACUGUUCAAUGACAAAAUUUUAUCAUUCGUAGCGGCUGAGGACGUUUUUCGGCCAAGAUGGUUCGCCUUCGACGCGAUGAAGUUCCUUGACGAUACCAUGAAGGACGGCACGCAUCUCGAUACGUUCGAUGACGACCUAGAACAACACACCUCCACCCAAACCCACCCAAUCCCUUCUUGUUCCUAUUCCUCAAUUCCGCCGCAACCAACAAUCCCAGCACCAACCCCAGCACCAAUCCCAGCACCAACCCCAGCACCAAUCCCAGCACCAACCCCAGCACCAACCCCAGCACUAAUCCCAGCACCAACCCCAGCACCAAUCCCAGCACCAACCCCAGCACCAAGCCCAGCACCAACCUCAGCGAUGGAAAAUUGUUUCUCCAUGUUUGGCCAGUGGGUGGGUGCAUGGUUGAACCAUCUACCACCAGAACAGCAAAAUGAUGCCACCAACCAUUUGCGGCAGACGAUGCUAGAGUGGGAUCUUAAACACAAGAAAAAAUAAAAUAAAAAUAUUUACAAAACCAUACCUUUA
Messenger RNA from Anopheles coluzzii, 1987 nucleotides. RefSeq lists its product as uncharacterized. The coding region runs from base 1451 to 1957 and encodes 168 amino acids. The transcript has 2 exons. The record is from RefSeq and is a predicted model, not a curated record. NCBI's taxonomy places the organism in Eukaryota, Metazoa, Arthropoda, Insecta, Diptera, Culicidae.